CGUCUUUGUUCCUAUCAAGUCAUCCGUGACGACUUGGUUUUCUUGCCCAUCAGCUCAUUUUGUUUCAAGAGCUCUCUGUUUUUUUCAAUUUUCACUUGUUCACUUCACUUGUAUUCAACCAACACAAAUGAAAUUCUUGUAAUUAAAAAAAAAAAACACACACACACACACAAAGGAAGUUCUCUUCUACGGUUGGAUUUAAGAUGGCUGAUGCUGCAAUCGGGGUCAUUACUGGGGCGGUGCUGAAGAUGGCGAUUUCACUUGCUGGUGAGGAGCUAAGUCUUUCGUUGGGUAUAAAGAAGGAACUCAGAAAGCUAGCUGAGAAGCUGCAGAUGAUUGAAGCUUUGUUGUCUGAUGCACAAAGCAGGCAAGUAACCAGUGAAGCAGUUCGACUCUGGCUUAAAAAGCUUGGGUCAAUCACACUUGAUGCUCAGAUUGUGUUGGAUGACUUUGGCUACCAAGUCCUUCACCAGAAGAUCAAGUGUCAAAAGAGGGACAAGGUACGCAACUGGUUCUCAUCCUCGAAUCCUGUUUUUCUUCGUCUUGAAAUGGCUCAUGAGAUAAAGAAUGUUUUGUCAUCCUUGGAUGAACUUUUUGUGCUUUCAAAUGAAAUUGGGCUUCAGGCAGUGCAGUUGGUAAACUCACUUCCUGAUCUGAAAGAUAUAAGGUCAACAGUUCCUUAUGUGGAGGAUUCUAAGAUUGUAGGAAGGGAGGAUGAUGUAUUAAAGAUGAUGAACAUGUUAAUUGGUCAUGAGUACGAGGAGGACUUACCAGUUAUUACCAUCCUGGGCAUGGGUGGUCAGGGUAAGACAACCUUGGCUCAACUAAUUUACAAAAACGACAAGGUUAAAAGUCACUUUGAAAGGGUAAUAUGGGUUUGUGUUUCUGUUGAUUGUUGUGUUCAAAGAUUGUUAGGUGAAAUGUUACAGUCUCUCACAGGAAGGAGCCACGAAUUGACAAAUGUAGAAGCUUUGGUAAAUGAGCUUAAAGAUAAGCUAAGAGGUAGAAGAUAUUUGCUGGUACUUGAUGAUGUUUGGGAUUCUAAUGCGGACUUGUGGAGUCGCAUGAGAACAUGUUUACUUGAAAUUGAUGGUUCCAGAGAUAGCAAGGUGUUGGUCACUACACGCAGCGAGUACGUUGCUUCAGCAAUGAGAACAUCUGAGUGUCACCAACUCCAAAAACUUUCAGAAGACCAGAGUUGGUUAUUGUUUGAAAAAUGUGCAUUUGCAAAAGGAGGAGCAAGAAAUACACCACAGGUGAUGGAAGUAGGAAAAAUGAUUUUAAGAAGAUGUGGAGGUGUACCCUUAGCUAUAAAAACAGGUGGAGGCUUAUUGUACCAUAACAAUUCUGAGGCAGGGUUAUCAAUGAUUGAAAGAAGCAACUGGUGGAGUACAGAUGGUGGAGAAAACAUAGUUCUAUCAACCAUUAAGCUUAGUUAUGAUAAUUUGCCUUCACUCCCAGUCAAACAAUGUUUUGCAAAUUGUGCAAUCUUUGAGAAAGGCACUUCUUUGAGAAAGGAUUCACUUAUAGAACUUUGGAUGGCGCAGGGGCUGCUUACUCCUCCAGAGGGGAGCAACUUGCAAAUGGAGGACAUGGGAGAGAUCUACUUUAAUAUUCUUUUGAGGAACUCUUUGUUCCAAGAUGCUCGAAAGAUUUGCAAUACGGAACAUUGUCAGAUGCACGACCUUGUACAUGAUGUGUUACUUCAAGUGUCAGGACAACAUUGUCAAGGAGAUUGGAAGGUCGAAAGCAAUGAGAUUCGCGCCGUUUAUCUAUCAGUUACAUCAGAUGAAAGGGCAACUUGGAAUAGUGUGAAAUAUGCAUUUCCCUCGAAGUUGCAAACGCUUCGUCUAAAAGGUCUUGGACUUGGACUAUCUGAUCUUUUGUUUGAAAACCUCAAACGCCUCUCUGUUCUGAUAAUUGAAAUUUGGGAUGUAAAGACAUUACCAAAUUCUAUUGGCAAAAUGAAACAUUUAAGGCUUGUUGAUGUCAGUCGCACUUCCGUAAAGCAGCUUCCAAAGUCAUUCACACUGUUAUACUAUCUGCAAACCCUGCGAGUUCGCGAUUUGAAACAUGUGCCAAAGGGGUUCAUGAAUCUAAUUAACUUGAGACAUAUUCACUUGGAGGAUUCUUGGAUGUCUGAAGUUUUGUUUCCAGGAUUAAGUAAACUAAGAAAUCUUCAGACGUUGCCUUACUUUAAGGUGAGUAGAAGCAAAGGCUUCCAAAUAGAAGAGUUGGAACAUUUGGAUAAUUUAAGAGGCACGUUAAAAAUAUUGAGCCUUCAAAAUGUGAGGAAUCAUGAAUCAGCUCUGAAGUCCAACUUGUCCAAGAAGUUCGGCAUUCAAACUUUGGAACUCAAUUGGGAAAAGAGGGAGGAAGAAUGCGAUGACAUUGAUGUCAUCGAGGGUUUGAAACCACAUCCAAACUUGAAAAGUUUAAAGAUCAAUGGCUAUCAAAGCUCAAGGUUCCCAUCCUGGAUGAUGCCCGCGAAGCAUUUGCUACAUCUCUGUAACCUAGUGAGUCUAACACUAAAAAGGUUAGGUAAAUGUGAAAGACUCCCAUCACUCGGAGAUUUGCCUUGUCUCGAGCACCUGAUCAUACAAGAAUUAACAAAACUGAAGUGCAUCGAGAAGGAAUUUUAUGGUUGGUCAUCAAAUCUUGAGCGGAUGACAAAAGGCAAUUCUAGUAAUAGCUCAGGAAUCAUUACUGUAUUUCCAGCUCUAAAGAGCCUUGAGUUAUGUGGUAUGGACAGUUUCGUGGAGUGGUCCAAUGCAACUGAAAUCAUUCCACCAAUGCAUCCAUCAUCAUCAUCAUCAUUAUCAUCAUCAUCAUCCUCAAUUCAAGUGAAAGCGUUUCCUCAAUUGAAGAAUAUUACAAUUGUUAAGCUUCCGAGGUUGACUCUGUUUCCAUACUUAGGCAUCCUACCCAGCCUUGAGGAGUUGUAUGUAUCACGUUGCAAUAAUUUGACAAUUUCUUCUAGAAAUUGGAAUAUGGGGAGUAGACGAUUUAUUCAAGGAUUAGACAUUGAUAAUCAAAGGGAUUCAUCUAGACCUAUUGAUUCAGAAGAUAUCCAAGAUUGUUACUUCCCCUCCCUGCGGAGACUACAUCUCUUCUUUUGCGACAACUUUACAAAGCCAUUUUGCAGCCUCAUCAAGAGUUGGGCGCCACUUGAGACCUUGUCCAUCAUUUGCCACCCUAAUUCGGUGCCCAAGGAGGAUCUGCAUCACCUAACCAGCCUCGAGACAUUAAAACUAGAAGCCGUAGAAAACGACGAGGAACUUGAUUGUUAUCCUUGGCCGAAUGACAACAGUAGUUUUGUCUCGCUUAAGUCUCUUCACUUGUGCGGAUUCAAUUUGCAAAGGGUCGCGCGUCUCCCUGAUGAAAUGCAGUAUUUGCCCAGAUUGGCCACUUUAACUAUAACUGGCUUCGAUGGGUUGGAGGCUCUUCCAGAUUGGAUUGGUAACUUAGGGAGUCUCGAAACAUUGAGGAUUGAAGACUGCAAGAGUAUCAAACAAUUACCGGUGGAAGCAUUUCAACGGCUCGCCAACUUACGAGCCUUUACGAUUGACAAAUGUCCUCUUCUACAAGAACGAUGCAUUAGAGUAAAUGGCUCAGAAUGGCCCCGAAUCGCCAAAACUUUGGACCCGGUGGACCCGGAUGUCGUUAGAUGGGGUUUAAAUGUCCUGAACCAGCUGUAAGCAUGGGCGCUUGUGGUUUUCUAUUCCACUUUCAAAGUAUCUAGAUUCCAGACAUUCGAAAUUAAGCUUUGUUCCUUCCCUUUUUCAUUUCAAUGAGAGAGCUCAGUUGCUUUGAGUUUUUAGUUCUUGUGUGUUUUAAGAUUCUGGAGCUUUUGAGUUGUGGAAUUUCAUUAAUUUGCUAUAGCUGAUGUCAAUAGUAGUCU
Molecule: messenger RNA, 3901 nt
Organism: Oldenlandia corymbosa var. corymbosa
Lineage: Eukaryota; Viridiplantae; Streptophyta; Magnoliopsida; Gentianales; Rubiaceae
Source: the annotation of a GenBank genome assembly